This is a messenger RNA of Penicillium verhagenii, 1428 nucleotides long. RefSeq lists its product as uncharacterized. The record is from RefSeq and is a predicted model, not a curated record. Gene Ontology annotation, molecular function: N,N-dimethylaniline monooxygenase activity; flavin adenine dinucleotide binding; NADP binding. The transcript is spliced from 3 exons. The coding region runs from base 1 to 1428 and encodes 475 amino acids. NCBI's taxonomy places the organism in Eukaryota, Fungi, Ascomycota, Eurotiomycetes, Eurotiales, Aspergillaceae.
AUGGUUUCAGCCGUGAAGAGUGUAGCCGUGAUUGGUGCCGGCCCUUCGGGUGCUAUUGCUGUUGAUGCAUUGAUUCAGGAGAAGGCUUUUGACGUGGUUCGAGUUUUCGAAAGACAGGAAAAGGCUGGCGGAUGCUGGGUCUCAAGAGAUGAUGAGCCUCCACGGCAACUCGAUUUUGACGGGUUAGCAGCUCGCACCGCAGAUGCACCUCUGAAGAUCCCAGAGCAGCUCCCAUGUCGGACCCUGCCAGGAACUCAGGAUCGCUUCACUGAUUCCCCUGUCUAUCCCGGACUGGAAACGAACGUGGAUGCGGGAGUCAUGUCUUACUCCCAAGAGCCGAUCCCCACUGUCCGGUCUCAAUGGUCGAUUGACCGCCACGGCCCAGAGACACCGUUCCGGCAUCACACUGUGAUCCGACAGUACAUCGAGGAUCUCAUUACUAAGAAGGGACAUGGCGAGCUUGUUGAAUACAACACGACUGUUGAGCAGGCGAUCAAAGAUUCAAGCAGCCAGAAAUGGACCCUAACUCUCCGCCGUAGAGAGCUUCAUAAUGAGAGUCCCUCAGAUUACUGGUGGACCGAAGUAUUCGACGCAGUGGUGGUUGCUUCGGGUCACUAUGCGGUGCCAUAUAUUCCUGCCAUUCCUGGACUGGACGAGUUUGCAAAGGCGUACCCUCGAAGCGUCGAACAUACUAAGCAUUAUCGAGGACCCGAAACUUACCGGGGAAAGAAAGUUAUCACCGUCGGCGCAUCAGUCUCCGCCGCAGACACUGCAGUCAGUCUGAUUGACAGUGCCCAAACUCCCAUUCACGCCGUGGUCCGUGGUCGCUACAACAUCUUCUUCGGCGACGAAGCCUUCAAGCACCCAAAAAUCCAGCGCCGAGCCCCCAUCUCGCGCAUCACCACCGAAGACCGAACAGUGCAUUUCGAAGACGGCACCUCAGUCAGCGACGUCGACCACAUCAUCUUCGGAACAGGCUUCACUUGGACAUUACCUUUCCUCCCCCAGGUAUCAACACGCAGUAACCGUGUGCCCGAUUUGUACCAGCACGUUUUCUACCGUCACGACCCCAGCCUCGUCUUUAUCGGAGCGGUAGGCGCCGGUCUGACUUUCAAGGUAUUUGAGUGGCAGGCCGUUGCAGCAGCACGCAUCCUUGCAGGCAGGGGUGCAUUGCCCUCGUUGGUCGAACAGGAGAGUUGGGAGACGGACCGGAUUGCGCAGAAGGGUGAUGGGCCAGCGUUCACGGUGGUCAACCCUGAUUUCAGCGCUUAUUUUGAAGAACUGCGCCGGAUUGCUGGGGAGCCUGAUGAGGGAGUGCCAGGACGGCGAUUGCCACCAUUUGAUCAGAAAUGGGUGGAUGAUUUCGAUGCCGGCCACGAGCGGAGAAAGAAGAUGUGGAGACGGGCUAAUCAGGAAGCCAGACUUUAG